Molecule: messenger RNA, 1077 nt
Organism: Anastrepha obliqua
Lineage: Eukaryota; Metazoa; Arthropoda; Insecta; Diptera; Tephritidae
Product: pancreatic triacylglycerol lipase
Exons: 5
Coding region: 1-1077 (358 amino acids)
Biological process (GO): lipid metabolic process
Molecular function (GO): lipase activity
Source: RefSeq, a predicted model, not a curated record
AUGGCUUGGAUUCUAGGAAUUUUUCUGCGCCUAACUUCUUUUGUGGUUGCCUUCGCCCAAGUGGAGCUUAAGGAUGAGGACUACAAUAAGACUUGGAUGUAUAUGCCCAAUGGUGACGGAGAUAUGGUAGUGGCUUAUCUAGUUGAACCACCAGCCGAGCACGAUCGUAGUGAAAUCUCCGAAUUCAUACAAUUUGAGUAUUACGACAGCUCCAGCCCAAAUAAACCGUUAGCUGCUGCGAUUUCGCUUGUUGAAAAGCCCAGUACUACAGCUCAUCACCGACGACGUAAGCGUGAGACCUGGGAGGAGCUUGCCGAUAGAUUCAAGGCUGAUAUAAAUACGAAAAUACUGGUACAUGGUUGGAAAUCGAGCUCACGCAGCAAUUCCAUACAAGCCAUACGCAUGGCGUAUACCGAACGUGGCAAUGUGAAUGUGUUCGCUAUAAAUUGGAGCGAUCAGGCGGCGAAUAUUUACUACCUUGAGCCAGCGCGCUAUACAGUGCAAGUGGGUAGGGCGGUGGCGAAAUUAAUUGAUUUGUUGGUGGAAGAGAAAGGUGCCGAUCCACAGACUAUCCAUUUGAUAGGGCAUAGCCUGGGUGCGCAUAUAAUGGGUUACGCAGGGUCAUAUUCUAAGUAUCGGGUGGGACGCAUUACAGGUUUGGACCCUGCGCGUCCCGCUUUUGAAGGAAAUACUGGUCCAGAGAAUCACCUCGAUGUAACCGACGCAGAAUUCGUUGAUGUCAUUCACACUUGCGCUGGUAUUUUGGGCUACAAACAACCAAUAGGUGCGGUCGAUUUCUAUCCAAAUGGAGGUGGCGCCUUUCAGCCGGGCUGUAAUCAACCGGCGCAAAUAUUUACUGGGUGCAGUCAUGGCCGCUCUUGUGAAUAUUUCGCCGAGUCAGUUAACAGCGAAAAGGGAUUCUUGGCCAGCGCUUGCAAUUCCAUUGUGGAUGCUAAUGCAAUGAAUUGUACUGGACAACGAAUUUUAAUGGGAGAUCCGGUUUUGAAAAAUGCGCGAGGCAUAUAUUCGGUGAAAACGGCUGAUAAACCAUAUUUUGCACUUGGCAUUGAUGGAUAA